Molecule: messenger RNA, 1321 nt
Organism: Candoia aspera
Lineage: Eukaryota; Metazoa; Chordata; Lepidosauria; Squamata; Candoiidae
Product: calcium/calmodulin-dependent protein kinase II inhibitor 1-like
Exons: 2
Coding region: 6-257 (83 amino acids)
Biological process (GO): negative regulation of protein kinase activity
Molecular function (GO): calcium-dependent protein kinase inhibitor activity; protein kinase binding
Source: RefSeq, a predicted model, not a curated record
GCACGAUGUCGGAGGUGCUGCCCCGCGGCGAGGAGCUGCAGCGGGGCCCCUACGGCGCCGGGGGGGAAGCGGCCGAGGGGGCGCAGCUCGCCUUCACCUGCCGCCUGCAGGACACCAGUAACUUCGGCGGGGGGGGCGCCGGCAAGCGCGCCCCCAAGCUGGCCCAGAUCGGCCGGAGCAAGUGCGUUGUCAUCGAGGAUGACCAAAUUGACGAUGUACUGAAAGGCAUUUCAGAAAAGCCACCUCCAGGGGUCUAAAAGAAAAAAAUCUCCCCCAGAGACACUGAGUUAAAAAGGGGGGGAGGCACAAAAAUAAUUUACCUUUCAGCACAGGAACUGGCAAAAUCAUUCAUUUAAAAAAGAGAAGAAAGGAAGAACAUUUUGGGGAAAAGGCACAAAGUAAGGGCAGUUUUGAAGUUCUUCAUGCCACGCUGGGAUGCAACCCAGACACCUGUAGAAUUGCCUCUUAAGGAGAAGGCCUUGAAGCUGAAGUUUUUUAUUCCUGCACCCUCCAGAAAGUGCAAUUUUCAAACUGGACUGCUAAAAAAUCCUCUGAAAACAGAAAUAAUUGGGGCGGGGCAGGGCAGGGAGGGACUCAAUGCUUCUAACCUUUUUCAGAUAAGCACAUGAAUGUUUACAUGAUUAAACCUAGCAAAAAAUAUUCCAUGAGCUUGCACGUAACAUGGUCUGCAUUUUCUAUUUAAAAAAUACCUGUAUGCUUGGAUUUUGGGAAGGAUGGUUUGUAAUUACAUACACACACACACACACACACACACAGAGUAUUUGAUUCCAGUUACCUUUUGAAGUCUCAGUGAAUGUAAGGAACUUUUUCAACGGAAAGAUUGAAUGAGGAUAUUCUUAUGGUUAUCCUUAUUUCCCCAAAACUGGAUUGUAAUGCUGGUAUUUAACUUUUGCAGCAAUGCUCAGUCACUCAGGGGCAAACAGAGAAAUGUAAUUUUAUAAGGGAAACAGGAAGAAACGUUUUUUAAAAGUACAUGCAAUGCUUGCUUGCUUUUUUUUUUUUGAAUGUUCCUUAGCGAGCAACAGCCCUGUAAUGGACCAAUUUCCACUUUUUAAAAAUAUUGUAAAGUUGAUUCUCUUUGUUACUGUGUAAUUAAAUAAACAGAUAAACAGUACACAGAUACUGAACAUGUGAUCUUGUAGGAAGAGUGCCAAAUACUUUGAAAAAAUGCAAAAAGCAUUUUCACUUUUUCUGUUUCCUCUGUAGUGAUUUUGAGUCUAUGCGAAGUUGCUCUUUUGUACCUAAGUACAGGUAGUUCUUGCUUAACAACCAUUCAUUUAGUGGCAGUUUGGACUUAUAA